GUGUUGGUGGUAGGAAAGUGAUGGAAAGUGGCCAUGGGUGGUGGUAAAGGUUUAGAAAAAACAGUAGAGAGCAAAUAUAGUGGAGAAAUAUAGAAGAAAAAUGGGAAAAAGAAAAAAAAAAUUUGUCCCAUGUAAGGGUCACAUGACAAUUUCUGUUAGUGAAUGUGACAUAAGAGCUGAAAGGCCACAUUGCAACUUGACCAAAAGUGCAAACAGUUGACUGUUACAUGUGGAAAAUGGGGGACGAAAGUGAGAUUCGGUGUAAAAUGCAGCGGUGUAAGAAAUCACAUAUAUUGGAGCUCCGCUGCAUACCUGAGGCAUUACCAUAUUUUGUUACCCCAAAGGCGGUCGAUGAAAAUUCACCACUUUUACAACAACUGCCGCACUGGGCUGCUUGUUCAAUCACACAGGCUCUUGAGUUUCUUACUCCAGCAUAUAAAGGUCAUCCACGUGUGAUGGCCUAUGUUCUCAGAGUUUUGGAGUCUUACCCUUCUGAGCGAGUAACCUUCUUCAUGCCACAGCUAGUACAGGCCCUACGAUAUGAUGAAGAGCAAUUAGUCGAAGGUUACUUGCUUAGAGCUGCUCAAAGAAGUGACAUAUUUGCUCAUAUACUGAUAUGGCAUUUACAGGGUGAGACAGAAGAAUCUGGGAAAGAUGCAGGUUUGGGGAAGGUAUGUGUCUUAAAAAAAUACUCGGCAUCAUUAUCCAAUACUCUGAACAUCUUGUUAAUAUCAAUUUCUGAUUUUUCAUAUUUUUGUUGUUCAUAUUAAAAAUAUGAGGAGGCAUUUUAUUUGAGUAAUUGGAUUUAGGGCUGCAACUUGAGUGGGUUUAGUUGGACUGGAAGCUUAUCCAAUUGUGUCUUGCUCGCCCAAGCUGAAACAAAACUGAGAGAGCUCGAGUGAAGUUUGGGUUGCCUGAAUUAAUAGUGUAAUACAAAAAUAUUUGAAAGUUGAAUCAGGGUGUAUUCCUGAAUGUUGUCAUAAACAGAGAAACACUCAUCCAAACAUAUAUGUACAUACAUAUAGGUAGAGACCUAGACGGCAUAUCGAUUACUGUGACAGGGACUUGAUCAGGGUACAUAUCAUCGGGCUAGAGGUCGACGGCCAAGACAAGGCAACAUUGGUCGGAAAUGUAUUUAUUGAGGUCACCGGUGAUGAUGAUAUGAACACGAAUGUGCAUAGUUCGCUUUACAAUUGUGCCACCUAAGUUAAUACAAGAUAUAUACACAACUAUAUAUAUGCACAGGAGAUUAUGAUUGAUUUGAUGGAAAAAAACCCUAGGCAUUGUGAGUGAAGCCCAAUUUGAAUAAAUGAACUGAAUAGAUAAAUGCACGCGUGCUGACCUUGUUGGGAAUAGCAGGGGUCACCGAAACCCUAGGAUGGGGGUGCUGGUGGAUGCUUGAGAAAGAGGAUUUUGAAUGAAAGAUUUGAAGAGUGGGAUGACUUGAAUAUUCUUGGACAUUUGAGUGUGCAACAUAAAUGUUUGUGGGCUUCUCUCUCUCUCUAAUACAUAAGUAUAUAAUAUACAAAUCAGACUUGGGUUGUUCAGAUUGCCAAACUCCUUAUUCUAGGUGUGGAUCAAAUUCAAUUUGGGUUAGAAAAAUCCAGCCAAAGCCUGAACUGAAGAAAAACAAAAUGCUAUCUAGGAUUGAGAGUGUUUCUGGUUGCUUUAGUUCAACCAACCCAAUUUGCACCUCUAAUUGGAUUGAUUUAAACUUUUGUUGGGUUCUUCAUGUGCCUUAACAUUUUUUUUAUUAGCAACAAAGAAGUUUUAUUAAAAAGAAAUAAGAAAAGUACCAAGGAGCACCAGAAGUCGUCUAAAAAUAAAGAAAAAUAAUGAAAAUUACAUCUCAUACAUAGCCUUACAAUAUCUAAUAAUGAAGAACAAGGGUACUCUAUUAAAAGAAAGUGGCACCAACUCCAAAAAAAGGAGACAAGUAACAAAAUUUAUCAUAUAGACCCUUUGUCUUUGAACUAGGAAAAUUGUCAAUUCUUUCCAACCAUAUUACCAACAAAACUUGGUGCUGUUCUAUUAUUCCAAACCUACUAAAAUCAACCAAUAGCAUCUGAACACUUGAAGAAGGUACCCCAAUCGACCUCCGCUAACCCAAACAAUCUCCUCCAUAAUGGUGAAGUUGUGGAACAAUGCAAAAAUAAAUAAUCAUUACUGUCAUCAUCAUUCCUACACAUGACACACCACUAUAGAUGCCAAAAUCAAUUAGGUCUCAUUUCCUGAAUCAAUUAGAUUCUUUGAGUGGCUCAUUUGCAUUCCCAAUCUUCUUACAAGGAUCAAAGAUUGGUACACUUGGAUUAUCAAUAAUGUUUUCAAAGUAGAAUUUGCAAGAAAAUGCUCUAGAAGAGUGAAUACUCCACAUUCUUUUAUCUUUACCCUAUUGUCUCAAUGAAACGUUAUCAAGGAUACGAAUGUAAAGGUUUUUCAAGAAAUUGAAUAAGAGGAAACCAUUGAUGCAAUGAAAACUUUAUGGAAAUGAGAUAAACAAUACAAAUGAGAAAAAAAAUGAGCAAAUGGAAUCUCAGCUGAGUAUACAUCCUCCCCAAAAUGAAUGUUUUCUCCAUUAGCCACAACAAAAUGAAUAAACUGAGAGAAUUGAAAUUUGCCUUGAGAAAUGAAUUUACAUGGAAAUCUUGAAUUCUCCCAAUUAUCCAAAUGAAAAUCUCAACCCUUAUGUUGAAUCCCAUGCUUACUUUUAAUUAGUGUCAUAAAGAAUUGAGCUCACCAAGAAACCUCCAUAACCACUUACUAAGCAAUAUAAUGUUAUUUCUAAAAUAUAUGCCAAAAGCAAGCCCUACUUUUAUUCUUAGGAAGAGAUACUACAUCCCAACUAAUCAAAUGUCCUUUCUCCCUUCUCUACUUCCUUCCCACAAAAAAAACUCUCAUUAUUUUCUCAAUUUUGUUUGUUACUCUCAUUGGAAUUCUAAAUAAAUAGAAAUAAAAAAUAGUUACACUAGACAAAACCAAUUAAUCCAAAGUAAGCCUUCUCCCUUUUGAU
Messenger RNA from Camellia sinensis, 3010 nucleotides. The record is from RefSeq and is a predicted model, not a curated record. NCBI's taxonomy places the organism in Eukaryota, Viridiplantae, Streptophyta, Magnoliopsida, Ericales, Theaceae.